GGAGAGUUGGAGUUUUGAAGACAGUGAUGUUUAGGUGAGGAGAGGGACGCAGAGAAGCACUGAGUUGAGCUGAACUCUGAUGUGGGAGCAGGAGGUUGUGAAUUUCAGCUCAGGAGGAGGGGCAUUUCUCUGAAAGUGAAACCUACAUGACGUGGUGUUGAGCUACAGCCUGAUCCCCCUUGUUUACUAAACACGAAGUUCAGCUGCAGAACUGAUUACAACAGCAGAAAUCUCUAACGGAGAUGAGAUUAUUAUUAGAUUAUAAUUGUUCUAUGAAAAAUAAUAUUGAUUUAUAUGAAGGACUUCAUCACGUACAGAACCACCCCAACAAUAUUAUUUUAUAUCUGUAUAACAAUGCACACGGUCACAAAACAGCUCCACAGGAAUCCAGGAUCAGGUGGAAGCUCAAUAAAGAACCGAUGGAGACAAACAGUUCACAAAGACGUCAUGAGAAAAGCUCACGUAUAAUAACAAGAAGAGAUAAAAGAAAAUAUUUCAUAAACCAAGCGAGAGAUGGAAAAAGUGGAAAAGUGGCAAAAAACACUGAAAAUGAGCAAGAGGAAGAACCUCUCAGUGCUGACGUGGAGCUCGAGCCUCUCAGCGUGGACGAUUAUCAAACGCUUCUGGAGUUGUUAAAGAUUAACCUGCCUGAAGGAGCUUUAAAUCCAGAGGUCACUCAACGCUCAACACAUCCUGAUGUCAUCAAAGAUUCGAAAGCAAUUGUACAAGAUCUGAGAAACGCUAAAAUCACAGUAGUUGGGAAACCUCGUCUGUCUUGCGUGAAGGUUAAAAGGGCUCACGGACUGAAAGAGAAAGGCAAAAUUACAGACGUGGUAAAGAGUUUAUUUUUUACAAACUGUAACAAAGCCUCGGCGGAAACCUUAAAGAAACGGUGGGAAAAAAACGCUCCUGAAAGCGGCUGCAGGUUCAGGAUGAGAGACACGUUUAAUGAGACGCCGAUCUCCACUCCUGAAAAGUCGGUCAGUUCCAACCCCAGUAGAAAAGCGUGGUUUGGGAAUCCAGAAGACAACAAAAACAACGCCACAGACUGCUUCAGAUUCUUCCUCGAAAAGAUCGGGCUUGAUAUAGAACAUGCGGAGUACAAAACGGAAUAUCCGGUGGAAUCCGGGUUUAUCUCUGGAAGGUUGGACUUUUUAUUAGAUAUUUCAAAUCCAGCUGUAAGCAGUGAAGCGUCACGGAGCGAGAAAAUUAUAAUCGAAUGUAAAGGUACGAAAGGUGACAUGGUGGGAGACGUGUUCACGUUACCACAUCAUGAAGGUCAUGAAGUUGAACUCACCAAAUCCCAUGAGUAUUAUUAUCAAACUCAGGCCUAUCUGUACAUCCUGAAAAAGGUACUAAAUCCGGUUCCGGUGAGAGCUGUGAUGGUGGUGAAACUCACUGCUGAAGGAACAAAGCCAAAGUUCUACUGGGGCGAGGUGAGCAACAACACGGAGCACAUAGAGGAACUGAACAACUUCUGCCAAGAGGAGGCUCUGCCUCGAUUCCUGGCUGUUCUCAACCUCAUCUUUCAGAAAGUGAAGGAAAGAGGAGGAGCCGGAGAGACAGAAAGAGGAGGAGCCGGAGAGACAGAAAGAGGAGGGGCCGGAGAGACAGAAAGAGGAGGAGCCAGAGGGACAGAAAGAGGAGGAGCCGGAGAGACAGAAAGAGGAGGAGCCGGAGAGACAGAAAGAGGAGGAGCUGGAGAGACAGAAAGAGAGGAGAAGAUGGAAUGAGAUAAAGCCAGAGGGGUUAAAACAGAGGAAAAGAUGAAGAUAGAAAGAGACGGAGAGAUGGAAAUCAUCAGUUGAUCACGUAUAUAAUAUAAUUAUAUUAUAUAAUGAACAUAUUCAUAAUAUGAAUAUGUAAUCUAAUGAAUAUAUUCACUCCACACUAACAUCAGAAGUAUGCAGGUAGCUAACAGAUAGUUGUGUAAUGUGUGCAGUGUACUCCUGGAUGUUUAUUUAGUGUUUAAUAAAGAGUCAUUGUGUUAUUGUAGAGUCAUUAGUGAGCAGAAAUGUGGACACACCUUUAAAACAUCUGGGAUGAAACGUGAGGAACUAUUUGUGGUGCUGGAGUCUGGCAUCGUGACUUCAUGAGGAAUAUCUGCAGGGUGUUUAUAUACAGCGUGGGUCAGAAUGUGAUUAGGAGGUGAUGCGCAUGUUAUAUUGUCCUUAAAACAGUCUCGAUUCUGUGGAAUGUGGCAGGCGGCCUCCAGCCUUGGCCCAUAAAUCCCCAUCCUCCUAAACAAACACUCUCCACACUGACAUGCAGCACAAGUCACUUCACUACACCAACUACAUUGUGAUUGUACUCAAUGUAAUCGCACAAAUCAGCCGUUAUUACACCAUGAGCACUUGCGUACGCCAGUCAGGGCAUGUAACAGACCUGCAACCUUUCAGCACCUCAUGCAAGCCACGAAGACUGACCUCAUGUUCCAGAUUGCGUUAGUCUAUAGAGAUGACAUCGCGGUCUUUUCCUAGAUCUUUGAGAAACAUCUAGAGAGGCUGGAGCUUUUAUUCAAAGGUGUGUCCUCGAUUCCUGGCUGUUCUUAACCUCAUCGUUGAGAAACUAGACGUACACUUACAUGUUCAUGAUUAUUUGCAUAUGGAUUUCUUUUCCUUUUCACUCAUUGGAACCGAAUUUAAAUAUUUAAAUUUAAGUACAUUGUGUGGUUAUUAGAUGAAUAAUCAGAUGAUUAGAUGAAUAAUUAGGAUGAAUAAUGAUAGCUUCUCUGUACAUUUAGGAAUAAGGCUCAGCAGAACAUCUCCAUGAUCUUUUCCUUUCGUAUUGGUUUUAUUAUUAAAUGAUGCAUUGAUGAGAUUAAACCGCGGGGAGGGACAGACACCGAGUCUCUGACUGUGAGCAGGUUGAUGUUGGAAGCUCAGAGGGGUUUAAUUGAACAGAUGGAGAAUGAGUGUUUAUAAAAUGGUAUGUUUAUGAUUUUAUGGUGUAAAAAGUCAGACAUCUUGUGGAGAAUCUACAGAGCUUCAAUAAAACACCACUUUCUCCAAGUGCAGUGUGUUCAUGUGUCUUAUUACUGAAUCUGGGCUGGAUAUGAUGACAUGUUUUGAGUUUUUUGGGGCGGGGCUUUAAAUAAACACACAGACAGCAAUGAUAUACAGAGUGGAGGAAACCCCACGGUCACAGCUAACCAAUGAAACCCAGAAGGAUAACUCCAAGAAACUU
Molecule: messenger RNA, 3186 nt
Organism: Ictalurus furcatus (blue catfish)
Lineage: Eukaryota; Metazoa; Chordata; Actinopteri; Siluriformes; Ictaluridae
Exons: 3
Coding region: 243-1733 (496 amino acids)
Source: RefSeq, a predicted model, not a curated record